Molecule: messenger RNA, 1747 nt
Organism: Diachasmimorpha longicaudata
Lineage: Eukaryota; Metazoa; Arthropoda; Insecta; Hymenoptera; Braconidae
Exons: 4
Coding region: 1-1002 (333 amino acids)
Source: RefSeq, a predicted model, not a curated record
AUGAACAUUGGAGAAAGAACGAAAGGGAAGUACGUCCCACCCCGGAGGAUUCCACCUUCCCCUCUGAAAUUCGAACUAGACGAUUCGAUGGAAUCUUCUGCACGAUGGAAACCAAGAGUACGACAGGAAGUGGCAAACUACGAUGACCGUAUGGCAAAACAAUAUUUAGCGUCGAUGGCAGAGCGAAGUCCUGUAUGCACGCCAGCUGAUGUUUACAAGCCUCGUAAACAUCGGACAUUGACUGGAAAAUCAGCGAAUAUGUAUGGACAAGCCAUGAGCAAUGAUGAUCUCUACAGGACGCACUCACGUGUGAUAUUCACUCGGGCGAAAAGUUCGGUCGAUAGUCUGAUUACUAGGAAGGAUACGAGACGACAGAGAAUUACUCCGGGGGCAUUGAGCCUCAUUGCUGAUGAGGAUGAAGAAGAAGAAGUGUCUGAAGCUGAAUACAGUUGCGAGCCAAGAGCAAAGCCUUUCGAAGAUGAAGAAGCAGAUGAUGAAAUAGACUACGAAUCCGACCAAAAUGGCGAUGAUAAUCUGGACCAAGUGAAGGACUACAGAAGAUACUCCCAGAAGUCAGUAGAACCGGACACUCUUAAGCAGCAGUACAAUGAGUGGCUGGAGCAUAGGAGAUCGAGGAAUUUACGAGAAACAGAUAAACCACAAGCUUUAAAACAUCAACGACGGGGAAAAUCGUGCGUAAUGCCUGUUGAGGAACCUGCUGAGCAUCAACCACAGCUAGUCGCAGUGCACAAGUGCAGUGAGUGCGGACAGACGGUGGACAGUCCAAUCAAGCCCGAGAUGAGGGGAGGGCGUGUCAUGUACGAUUUACCCGGAUUUCCACGAGAUUUUUCAGAAAGGAAAUUUUUGAAAUUCCAAGAUCCAAAUAAGGAACUACCCUGUCCGAAGCCACGGAAACCCAAGGACAUGCCAAGAAAUCGUGAACAGAAGAAGUCAAUGAUCACUCAAUCACCCUCAAAAUUCGACACCUACUAUGAUGAAUAAUUCGAUGACAUCGAGAGAGUCACACUGCCAAGCAUUCACCAAGAACAAUUCCAAAAUAUUUUAAUUUCAUAAGCAACUGGAUGGCAAAGUGGUACCAACGUCGGUUUCAUUGAAAAAAUUCCAUCGAAAAGCUGACGGAAAAAUUCUAUUGGAUUUCUAUCGAAUUUUGGAAGAUUCUAUUGAAAAAGUAUUUUGUACUUCUGUGAACAUUUUCUACAGGAAUUCCACGAUAUAAAUUUUGCAAGCCUCUCACACCGUGUUGAGUUUCUCUUCCAAUAAAAGUAAGCCGGCCAAAAAAUCUAUUUUAGCAGGAUUCCAUCAAUUUUUUCACUGAAUAGAGCAAUUAAAAAAAUACCUGCAGAUACGCUAUGAAAUUGUUCAAUAAAAUCGUCCAAAAGUUGACAAAGCUGUUCAUAGAACUUCGACCGAAAUUACGCUUUUCAAUGGAACUUAUUCGUACUCGACUUGUCAUCACUAACCCCAGCCUCCUAAAAUAUUUUUGUAAAUGUAAUUCACCCUUCGUAAAAAAUUGUCAAUGGCCCUGUAAAUACCCCGAACAAAACAAACUCUAGUUCCCUGGACAAGCAAAAAUGAAAAAAAAUUGAUCCCCUGUAUUAAAAUUGUGAAUUUCCCACGUAGUCUCUCACGUAAAAAUCCCCUGUAAAUAGAUAAACUCACCAGCGCUAUUCGUAUGUAUAAAUAAUCAAGAGAAUAAAUUUUCUCGUGUACAAAUAAAAUCAAGAUC